UUCCAGCUAACCCCAAACCGCUUCUCUCUUUCUCCGUCACGACUCACGAGCCACGCCCAAAAGAGUCCUGCCCCGCUAGGUUUCUUCUCUGCUGGAAGACGUGGGAAGGAAGUCUCGUGCUCUUGCUGAUCGGCACACAGCUUGGGGAUCCGCUCCCAUCAUGGCUGAGCCCACGGAGAGGACUCCCGCGGCUCCAUCACAGGCUGACGGCGUCUCGGAGGCGGCGGCGUCCCCGCCGGUGGCCUCGACGGCGAGGGGGUUUAGUUUUCUGGGGGAGGACAAGUCCGUGCACAAGGCUCUCGGUGGUGGUAAAACCGCUGAUGUUCUUUUGUGGAAAGACAAGAAGAUGUCUGCUGCAGUGAUAGGGGGUGCAACUGUCAUAUGGCUUCUGUUCGAAGUUGUCGAAUACAAUUUCCUGCCUCUGGUAUCUCACGUGCUGAUCGGUACCCUGGCAGUCGUGUUCUUGUGGUCCAAGGCCACCGCUUUUAUCAACAAGAGCCCGCCUGAUAUUCCUCAAGUACAGAUAUCUGAAGAGCUCGCUGCCAAUAUCGUGAAAGUGCUGCGCACUGACAUCAACCAAGCACUUGGCUUGCUUCGGGAGAUCGCCUUGGGGCAUGACCUGAUGAAGUUUCUAGGCGUGAUUGUCGCUCUCUGGAUUCUUUCUGAAAUUGGGAGCCUCUGUGACUUCCUGACCUUGAUAUACGCUGCGGCCUUGAUGCUCCACACGGUGCCGAUCUUGUACCACAAGUACCAGGACAAGGUGGAUCAUUUCGCCGGGAAGGCGCACGUGGAGCUCCGCAAGCAGUACGCGGUCCUCGACGCCAAGGUUCUGAGCAAGAUACCCAGAGGUCCUGUAAGAGCAGAGAAGCAGGAGUAGAACAGAAACCCAGUCGUGGAUAUAUGGCUUCUCUGCAGAUUGUGUAAUGUGAGUCUGUGGUAGAUGGCUGAUGUAGUGUGGUUUGGCCACUCGGUGUGUGUGAAGAUGUCAUGUCUAAUGUUUUCUCUGUUCGCUGACACAGAUGGUUCUACCGCCUGUUCUUGUUGCACCUGUCUAAAUGGGGUUGUAAAUCCAGAUCGUGUUA
Messenger RNA from Lolium rigidum, 1082 nucleotides. Its product is annotated as reticulon-like protein B2. The coding region runs from base 161 to 877 and encodes 238 amino acids. Lineage: Eukaryota; Viridiplantae; Streptophyta; Magnoliopsida; Poales; Poaceae. The transcript has 5 exons. The record is from RefSeq and is a predicted model, not a curated record.